GGCCCCUACUUCACGGCCUUCCCCAAUCUCCAGGAGGCCAUGAAGAACAACACCCCAAUUUACACCAAGUCGCGCGCGUGCACAAUCGUGCCAAACUUUGUCGGGCUCAAGUUCAUGGUGCACAACGGCAAGGACUACCUGCCUGUCACGGUCACUGAGGAGAUGGUCGGGCACAAGCUCGGCGAGUUUAGCUUGACGCGCAAGAAGUUCACCUUCAGGUGA
Messenger RNA from Cutaneotrichosporon oleaginosum, 222 nucleotides. Its product is annotated as mitochondrial 37S ribosomal protein uS19m. The record is from RefSeq and is a predicted model, not a curated record. Gene Ontology annotation, biological process: ribosomal small subunit assembly; translation. Gene Ontology annotation, cellular component: mitochondrial small ribosomal subunit; ribosome; cytosolic small ribosomal subunit. Gene Ontology annotation, molecular function: structural constituent of ribosome; RNA binding. Lineage: Eukaryota; Fungi; Basidiomycota; Tremellomycetes; Trichosporonales; Trichosporonaceae.